GUCAUUAACAAGAGCUUUUGUACGAGCUGCGAUACAUUUAUAGAUCUAACAGUCGUGAUGAAUUCUCGUAUUGCAUGGCUCAUGGCCUUCUUCUCAGUUCUCUUGAUUGCUGCAGAUCAUAGCAUAGAAGCAAGAAAGGAUCCUGGAGAAUAUUGGAUUAGUGUUAUGAAAAAACAGCCCAUGCCGGAAGCACUUCAAAUCGUUAUUCCUCUGGAUUCCUCGCCAUCUCAACUCAACAAGAAUGCCGAUGACUGUCACACGUCUGAGCUGGGAGCAGAGAUCAACAAAUUAGACCCGCUUGUCGAGGAUUUCAAGCAUAAAGAUCAUGAUCACAAGCAGCGUUUUGCUGAUGUUGGUCAUGAAUCAGAGAAGAAGUUUGUUGCCUCAGCUUACACCGAUGAUCAUGUCCACGGUUCUAAAGAAAAAGCAUUUGCAGAAGAAUUUGAGCAAGCACCAGAUGUUACUAUUUAUCACGAGCUCAUGGCCUUCUUCUCAGUUCUCUUGAUGGCUGCAGAUCAUAGCAUAGAAGCAAGAAAGGAUCCUGGAGAAUAUUGGAUUAGUGUUAUGAAAGAACAGCCCAUGCCGGAAGCACUUCAAAUCCUUGUUUCUCUGGAUUCCUCGCCAUCUCAACUCAACAAGAAUGCCGAUGACUAUCACAUGUCUGAGCUGGGAGCAGAGAUCAACAAAUUAGACCAGCUUGUCGAGGAUUUCAACCAUAAAGAUCAUGAUCACAAGCAGCGUUUUGGUGAUGUUGGUCACGAUCAAUCAGAGAAGAAGUUUGUCAAGGACUUCGAACCCAGACCUAACCUCUCAGCUUACACCGAUGAUCAAGUCCACGGUUCUAAAGAAAGAGCAUUUGCAGAAGAAUUUGAGCAAGCACCAGAUGCUACCAUUUAUCACGAGUGAUGAUUAAUUAAUUAAGAAGGAUGGUGCAAUUUAUAAGGGACUUCGUACGUGUAAGAUAAUAUAUCAGGAUUCAGUACGGCAAUUAAAUAAGUAAAAAUUAAGAUGCCAAGAAAAAAUAAAAAAUGAAUUCGUCAUGGAAGAAGGUUCCCUAAUUGCACGUAGAACCAGUACUAGUUG
Molecule: messenger RNA, 1083 nt
Organism: Carya illinoinensis
Lineage: Eukaryota; Viridiplantae; Streptophyta; Magnoliopsida; Fagales; Juglandaceae
Product: organ-specific protein S2-like
Exons: 4
Coding region: 58-906 (282 amino acids)
Source: RefSeq, a predicted model, not a curated record